GAACGCACCGACGUUGACUCUGUGUGUGACGUUUCCCGAUGGGGGCGGAGCAUCCUCCAGCUUCCCAAUUCUAACCAACCCGAUCCCCAUAGCCGUUGCAUUCUACUGAUUUGCUUCAGUGUGCCUCGGCAGUGCGUUCGGUGCGUUUUUUUGGUGUGUGCCUGUGCACAUAGCCGCUCACCACCAACGUACGUUCGUGCUUGCUCGCAUCCAUUUCCCUGUCGUAUGUAACGAGAAAUUGUUGUGCUCAUCAAAAUCGUUCAGCGAGAAGACACGCUCUUCGCAAUGCCCUGGGCAUGCUUUUCCGACAUUCAGACAGUAUAGUGGCAUGAGUCGAUUAAUCUAUGGCAGAUCAACAAGAUCAGUUGUCAUCAGGGGGGUCUGUAGAGACGGCAGAUGCUUCAGCAGGCACCUCUAAGCCUAGAGGAAACAGCUCUAGCAGUAGUAGCAGUGGUUAUAGAAAACGACAGAGCACUGGUUCUAUUUCAGACACUGUAGAAGAAAAAAGACGUAGAGAAAAUAUUGAUAACCCGCAAACAUCUCAAGUUUUUAAUAACACUUCGUAUGAAAAUAAGGCUGAUACUUUCGAAAAAGUAGGUAAAGCAAGAGGUGAUAAUAAAAGUCAUGGCAGUGGCUUAGAAUCAUAUCUAGGUAACACUUGGAGGUCUCAGCACAAGGUUCAGCAAUCAAAUUAUAAUAUCAGUGGGAGUAGUACGAGAGUUCGUAGUACAACAAGAACAAGCUUACCAGAGUUAAAUACAAAAGCUAUUGACUGUAUUGCUGCAAGGACCCGUUCUCGAACACCACAAAAUUCACAAGCCAUAUCACAAGGACAUAAUAGUUUCAAUUUAUCGCUGACUAGUGGCUACAAUAACAGAGAAGGGUUAACAUAUAACAACUUGGUACCAGCAUCAAGUGCUACACCACUUACUAGUCAUCCAUCCACAUCCAGAGGAAGAGGCCUGAGGAUGAGCGAAUGUCUGGAAGGAUUUGUGUCUGCUGUCAAAGCACUUUUUCCAAUAUCAACACAAACGUAUCAUCAAGAAGGAUCGAAGUCUCACGGUGGUGCAACCUGCGCGAGCAGCAGUGCGAGUAAUCAAGUUUUGAGUGUGAAGUCCAGCAUCAGAGUGGGUAACGCAGCCAGUAAUUCCGUGGAGAGCGGUGGGCGGGCGUUGACACAUGACGGGGCAGGCACUAGUGGCAUCACAACAACAGCCACUGCCAAUCCACCUGUGUCUGCCACCGCCGCUGCCAACCUUACACACCCUUAUCCUACGCACAAGCAUAUAUUACGUUCUCGCGCAAAACUCACCAGUGAGCAACCAAAAGAACUGCCAAGUAGUAACAAAACUUCAGGAAAGCAUCACAAGAAAGACACUACAACGGGUACUUGUUCAAGCUCCAGACACCGCUCUUCGUCACGUGUACGAAAAGCAGUGUUGGAAAGUGGUUCCGGAGGAGUGGGAAGUGUAAUGUCAGGAUCUGAAUCCGUAACUAAUAGUGCUACUCCAACGUCAGUUUCAUCAACAGUUCCUGUUAAUCAAUUAGUUACAACUACAGGCGAAGACGAAUCAGCAUCUACAGCUACAUCUGCAACUGCAAGUGGUGGGCCUUCUGGAAUGUCUGCUACUACAGGAGAUAGUGAAAGCGAUGAUGGCGAAGUUGGAAGGCUCCAAGCAUUAUUGGAAGCAAGAGGAUUGCCUCCCCAUGUAUUUGGUGCAUUUGGUCCACGAGUACAACAUUUAUUGAAUAGAAGCAUGGGUGCAAGUUCUGGUAAUACUGCAAAAGCACAACAGCUUUUGGCUGGACUACAAGCUGUUGAUGAUGAAGGCGAACAGUUACAGGCUGUUAUUGGAAUGGGUGAAAUUCUUGUGAUGGGGAAUGAGGAUACAUUAACUGGUUUUCCAGUGAAACAAGUGGUUGCCGCUUUAAUCAUUUUGCUCGGAAUAGAACACAAUUUUGUAAUAAUGACACACGCUUGUCGUGCUUUAACUUACAUGAUGGAAGCUCUACCGCGAUCGUCAACAGUUGUGGUAGAUGCUGUGCCAGUGUUCUUACAGAAACUAGAAUCUAUCGAGUGCAUGGACGUGGCAGAACAAUGUCUGACAGCAUUAGCCAUGCUGUCACGUCGGCACAGUAAAACUAUUUUACACGCGGGAGGAGUAUCAGCUUGUUUGAAAUUCGUUGAUUUCUUUAAUAUAACGGCUCAACGGGCUGCAUUAACCAUUACAGCAAACUGUUGUCAAAAUCUUCAUCCUGAUGAUUUUCACCUUGUAGCUGAUAGUUUGUCUUUACUCACUAGUAGACUGACAAAUCAGGAUAAAAAGAGCGUUGAAUGUGUUUGUCAAGCAUUUAGUCGUUUAGUUGAUAGUUUUCAACAUGAUCCUGUUACUUUGCAUAAAAUUAUCAAUGCAGAACUUCUUCAAAACUUACAACAACUGCUUAUGAUUACACCACCUGUCAACAGUAUUGGUAAUUUCAUAACAGUACUACGAAUGCUCUCUGUGAUAUCAAAUCGCUGUCCUGACUUGGCACAGCUGCUUUUGCAACAAAAUAUAGCUUUCACGCUGAGUUAUCUUUUAACCGGUUCAUUGGAAGUAAAAACGGAGGAUGUAGAGCUUGUGCCGCGUUCUCCACAAGAAUGGUUUGAAAUUACUUGUUUGAUAGAGGAACUGAUGCCUCCACUACCAACAGAUGGUAUAUUUAGUGUAAAUAGUUUACUCGAAAGGACCAGUAAUCAACAAGAAAAUGUUCAUUGGGAAUGGCGUGACGAAAGACACUGUUACCAUCCAUUUAGUACUAUUGAUUCUAGAAUUAUUGAGAUGGCAUUUCAGAAUGGCGAGGAUGAGAUUUGUCUAUCUUCUUUAGGACGAACUUAUACAAUAGAUCUAACUGUGAUGAAACAAAUCAAUGAAGACAUUGGAGUAGCAAGAAGCAUUUUUCGUAGAGUAAAUACUCAUCCCACAGAAGGCAAAAGUCCUACUUGUUUGUCAAGCAUGGAUGUUGUACCUCCAGUAAUCGAAACAAACGAAUGGCUAGUGUCUUUUAUUCGGACUUUAUUCUCUGUGCUGUAUGAAGUAUAUAGUAGCUCCGCUGGUCCUGCAGUAAAAUGUAAAUGUCUGCGAGCUCUAUUACGUAUGGUCUAUUAUGCUUCAACUGAUUUACUUAAGGAUGUCUUGAAAAAUCAAGUAGUAUCAUCACAUAUAGCGGGUAUGCUAGCAUCCCAAGAUUUACGAAUUGUUAUCGGAGCUCUUCAGAUGGCAAGUAUACUAAUGAAAAGGCUACCACAAGUGUUUGGAGUUCAUUUUCAUCGCGAAGGUGUACUGCAUCAAAUACGACAACUAGCUGAUCCUGAAGUACCUCUUGGUGUUUCGCCACCCAAGUGUCCUUCUGGUACAUCAUUACCAACUCCACAGCCAGGUCCAUCUAAUACAUCAAUUUCUUCCACCACAAUGUUGUCUUCUAGUAACGCCACAUCUCCAAUAGCUUCUCCAUCAACAAACGGUAACAUAUUAUUCGGUACAAUUGCAACGUGCCAGUUAAAACCAAAUCUAUCUGCGUCGAUGGAAGCACAUACCAGGAAUGAACUGAAUUCCAUAGAUGACGUCUCAACGCCACAAAGUGCCCACGUGAGAAUUGGGGAUGUUAUAAGGAGAAGACGGCAACAAGGCAAAAAGGGUCGUUUUUCUAGAUUAGGCGGUACAACACCACAACAAACUCAACAACCUGAAUCAUUAUUCACUGGUUUCGCUCCUAAGAAUAACCGUUUCUUAGGCAAUCUCAAUCCCGCAAGAUGGGGUCGGAAAUCAUCGUCUUCGAGUUCUACAAGUGAUAAAAGAGAUUCAAGCUCAUCAACAAGUCUCUCGAAACCACCGAGCAAUUCGAGCUUAACCGCGGGUAACCGAGACAAAGCCAAAACAUGGGUACGUGAACAGGCUGCUCAGUUCUUGACUCGUUACCAGGAUAAUGCUCCUUGCACACACCCUGCUAUGACGGUUCUUUCGAGACUCACUGCUGCUAUACAACGGUUACAAUCAAAUGAAUUGGACGAAAUGUUGUCAGCACUUACUGAAUUGAGAGAUAUAGUACUUGAGAGUGAUAUAUCUCCAUUUGAGAUGAAUUAUAGUGGUCUUAUUAAAGCUCUGCUCAACUACCUCACAACUACAGAUGCUCCUGGUAAUCGUUAUGAUCGUCUUCGUAUGUUCUGGAAAUUGUUUGCGGAUUCAACUAUUAUGCAGCAGAGCAACAGUACUAUGGAUCUUAAUCCUGGGGCAUUCGGUGCUCUUGUUGCAAAAUUGAAUAGUUGUGUUGCACAGUUGGAACAGUUCCCAGUAAAAGUUCAUGACUUACCGGCUGGAUCUGGUGCUGGCCGUGGAGGCACUAGUGCUCUUAAGUUCUUUAAUACACAUCAACUUAAGUGCAAUCUUCAACGACAUCCGGAUUGCAACAAUUUAAAGCAGUGGAAGGGAGGUACCGUCAAGAUAGAUCCUCUUGCAUUAGUACAAGCAAUCGAACGAUAUUUAAUGGUUCGCGGAUAUGGUAGAAUACGCGAAGCAGAAUCUAUGGUUAGUGAUGACGAUAACAGUGAAGACGACAUUGAUGAUACUCUGGCUGCAGUAGUUAUAAGUCAAGGAUCGGCAAAGCAUAAACUGCAGUUUUUGAUCGGGGAUGAAGUACUGCCUUUCAAUAUGACUGUAUAUCAAGCUGUCAGACAAUUUGGUUGUUCUGGGAUUGAUCAUUCUGAGGCAGAAGCUGAUGGUGAACCACCUCUUGGUCAUGAUGCUGUUUGGGUGCAAACGCAUACAAUUUAUUACAGGCCUGUACCAGAGGAAGAAACUACAACAUCACCAAAACCAGGAUCAAGUUCGCAAGGUAAUAGCCGUAAAGGUAAAGGAAAAAGUACAAAGAUCAGUUCGAAGCGGAAAGAAGAUAGCUUAUGGCUCGAAGGAAUAAUUCCUCCACAACGAUGUCCACUUGAACCUUACCUGUCUCCUAUUCUACCACCUUCAGUUACCAUUAGUGAUGCUUCAUUAGAUGGUUUGUGCCUAUUGCGUCUUCUACAUUCAUUAAAUCGUCACUGGGGUGUACUCUUUCCUUACAUAAAGAGAGUGAAUCUACUUUCUCCGCAAGACUUUAUUAAUAGUAAGAUAGCUGCAAAAGCGAGUAGACAACUGCAAGAUCCGCUGGUAAUCAUGACUGGGAACUUACCUUUGUGGCUACAACAAAUUGCUUCAGUGUGCCCAUUCCUGUUUCCAUUCGAAACGAGACAAUUAUUACUCUAUGCAACAUCAUUCGAUCGGGACAGAGCUCUACAACGACUUCUAGACUCUGCACCAGAAUUAUCAGGAUCAGACAGUCAAGAACGCGUUACUCCGCGUUUGGAACGAAGAAAAAGAACUAUAUCGAGAACUGACAUUCUCAAACAAGCGGAACAAGUUAUACAAGACUUAGCGUCUAGCAAAGCCUUACUUGAAGUGCAAUAUGUCAAUGAGGUUGGCACCGGUCUUGGUCCAACAUUGGAAUUCUAUGCUUUAGUCUCGCAAGAAUUACAACGUAGUGAUCUGGACCUGUGGCAUGGGAGUUCAAAUCCCACUGAAACAGGAUACGUUAAUGCUCCGCAUGGACUUUUCCCAAUGCCAAUCUCAUGGAAUACUAAAGUAUCUCAUCUUGCAAAGCUUAAAACAAAGUUAAAAUUCCUCGGAAAGUUUAUGGCAAAAGCAAUCUAUGAUUCAAGAAUGUUAGAUUUGCCAUUUAGUUUAACUUUCUAUCGUUGGUUAUUGGGAGAAGAGCAUACUUUAACCGUGUCAGACUUAGCAUAUGUGAGCCCCGAAGUACAUCGAACUCUUAGUAAACUACAAGAAGCUGUUAGACAAAAGGAAUCAAUGGAGAAAGAUCAAACAUUGAGGCCACAUGAAAAAGCACAAUUAAUAGAAUCGUUAAGUCUAGAUGGUUGUCCGAUUGUAGAUCUUGGCCUUGUUUUUGAAUUACCAGGUUACGAAAACAUCGAAUUAAGAAAAGGUGGAAGCGAUAUACCCGUUAACAUAUAUAACCUGGACCAAUAUAUCAAGUUGGUGGCACAUUGGUUUUUGCACGAAGGUAUCUUCAGGCAAAUGGAAGCUUUUCGAGAAGGAUUCGAAUCUGUAUUUCCGCUAUCACAAUUAAGACUAUUUUUCCCUGAAGAACUCGAAGCUGUGUUCUGUGGACAUGCACAAACUGGUGGCAAGUGGGAUGUGAAAACACUUUCGGAAUGUUGCAGAACUGAUCACGGCUAUACUCCAGAUUCUCGUGCAAUUCGGUUUUUGUUUGAAGUUAUGUCAAAAUACAGCAGUGAAGAGCAGAGGCAAUUUGUUCAAUUCGUGACAGGUUCACCGCGAUUGCCAGUUGGAGGUUUUAAGAGUUUAACGCCACCGUUAACAAUAGUGCGCAAAACAUUUGAUCCAUCUAUGAAGACGGAUGAUUUCCUGCCGUCUGUAAUGACUUGCGUUAACUACUUAAAACUGCCGGAUUACACAACCUUAGAAAUAAUGCGGGAAAAGUUGCGAAUAGCUGCACAAGAAGGACAACACUCGUUCCACCUUUCCUAGAAACGGAGGAAAAAUCGGCGCGCCAUUUGCUCUUUUGCUAUCACAUUGCCCAGGUUGAGACCAAUUAUCCAAACCACAUUUAAAACAUUAAAAAAAAAGGAACAGCUUCAACUUCGAAACUCAGUAACUACAGUUUUGCACUUUAUAUAUAACUUUUUUCGGAAGAUUAUCUUUAAUUUUUAAUUUCAGUGACAAUUUGUUUAAAUAAAUCCUAACAUGAUGUUUGUCUUUUUUAUUCAUAUAUUCAUAUUGUAAUAUAUUUUAUCAAAACGAAAGAAGAAGUGCAAAAUGAUAUUAGCUGUACCGUAAUGAGUUUCCCAUCUUGUGGUAUUAUGAACUAGGUAGCGUGAGAGCAGUCUUGUUCUAGGAAACUUAUCUUUGAUGUGUUACAAUAAUUAAUAAAAAAAGUUGUAUAUAUAGUUUAAUAUACGCAAGUCUAUAUAAAUACUUUAUAUGAUAGUAACAAGGAAAAUGAUAUUGCUAUAAAACUCUAUAAUAAUUAAAAUAUAGUUUGAAGGGACGUUUACUAGGUAUAAGUAAAUUUUAUAUCAGUGAUGCAUUUAGCAUCGCCAUGAAACGCCAAUCUCAUGUCUCACGAAUUUGCAAAGUUGUGUCACAUGAAUUAAACAAAAUCUGUAAGCAAAACAUGCGCUAUAAAAUAAGCGUGAACCAUGAUUUAUCACCACUUAAGCUAAAACAAAAAAAAUUAUGAGUUUGAACGUAACAACGUGAUUAACAAUUGCCGCUUUAUUUUCUUAAAUCGAUCUCGUUUAUGUUCGCUGCUUUAUUCCCAACGUAUCUGCGAGCACUGCGCGAACCGAUGUGCAAAAACACUCAUAUUUAAGUUCACUCGAUGUAUCACCAAUUAAACUUAUUUGAUAUUUUUAUUCUAGGUAAGAUAGUCCAAUUAAUACUUUACUUAGUCGUGUAAAAGUGCAGCCAGCAUCGCCAGACCGAGUCACCAUUAAUGACACGUGAAUCGAAGAAAAAAAAUUCUUAUAUCCUACUUACUUACAGGCAAAAUAUCUAUUUAUGAGAAAAAUGUACGACAAAUGUAUAAUAUGAAAUAGAAUGGAUAUAAAAUCAGCGAAGCUGGUGUAUCAAAUGGAUUAUACAAGGUACAUUACUUUCUUAUAUCUCUGUAGAAAUGUGAUUCUGAACAGACAAAAUUGUGAAAAUAUGAAAUGAUCAAAAGUAGAUGAGAAAAAGAAAGGAAAUGACACGCGACUAUUUGUUUUACAUUUAUAUUGUGUACCAUUGCUUGAAAUGAUGAAUAUAUAUACAUCACUUUUUGAUUUUUAA
Megalopta genalis is the source of this 7886-nucleotide messenger RNA. RefSeq names its product E3 ubiquitin-protein ligase ctrip (gene ctrip). Gene Ontology annotation, biological process: DNA damage response; protein polyubiquitination; proteasome-mediated ubiquitin-dependent protein catabolic process. Gene Ontology annotation, cellular component: nuclear speck. Gene Ontology annotation, molecular function: ubiquitin protein ligase activity; zinc ion binding. NCBI's taxonomy places the organism in Eukaryota, Metazoa, Arthropoda, Insecta, Hymenoptera, Halictidae. The record is from RefSeq and is a predicted model, not a curated record.